AUGAUACCGUUCCCAACACAUAAAGCAAUGGCUGUCGUAGUACGUGAACCGAAAAAAAGGAAAGGAGAAGAAGUUGAUGUGGAGAAUAAAAAAGUUAAGAAACGGUCAGUAUGGAUGAGAGAAUCUUCUAGAGAAGAGAUGUAUGAGAAAUACGAUGAAAUUGAAUCCAGUAUUCCUUACAAAUUCAUGGAAAUAUUGGGCAUUGAUAAAGAAGCAUUCAACUCUAUCCUGAAAAAGAUUUCGCGGAAGAUUCACAAGGCGGACACUCUGAUGCGACAGGCAAUUCCGGCGCGCCUCAAGCUGCAGUCGUUCUGCGAGUACGUGGUGACUGGCUGCACCUUCUCCAGCCUGGAGCGACUGUUCCACGUGUCAGCCACUUCCAUCAGCAAGUACAUUCCCGAGGUGGCCGACGCCAUAUUGGCUGUGUUUCCCGAAUUCAUUCAGGUAAUUGAAAGCAUUGAUAAUUGUGCCGGAGUGAUUCAGGGCAAGACGAUCUUUAACAAACAGUGGAAACGAUACAGCAAAGACACGGCGCUUUACUAUUGGCUUGCAACCGACACAAGAAACAGUCUGGUCUGUGUCGAUAUUGGCACCUGUCACACAGAUGGACUCUCGUUUCCUCUCUCGAAUCUAGCCGAAUCACUUCGAGACAAGUCUCUAAAUCUACCUGAGAAAUGCUUCUUCAUUGGUCCUAGUGGGGUACAGUCGGAGAAGCACAUUGUUACACCGUUUGACAACAGUCAGAGAGACGAUGGGUUGUUGUCGGAUGAUGAAGCAGCCCACAACAGGCAUCUGGAGAAGGUGUCAAUGACUGCCGACGACACACUCAAAUUACUCAGUGGUCGUUUUAAAUUGUUUGACUCUCCCGCCAUACUGGCUCCAGAAACUGUUGUGAAACUGUUGAAGUCGUGCUGUUUGUUGCACAACUGGAUGCAGCGGGUUGUGAAAAGUGGAGUUGAAACUAGUGAGGAGGUAGCUGCAGAUUUGGCGCCUGGUAGAGUGGAUGCUCCUGGUAUAAUCAAAAGUGGAGUUGAAACUAGUGAGGAGGUAGCUGCAGAUUUGGCGCCUGGUAGAGUGGAUGCUCCUGGUAUAAUCAAAAGUGGAGUUGAAACUAGUGAGGAGGUAGCUGCAGAUUUGGCGCCUGGUAGAGUGGAUGCUCCUGGUAUAAUCAAAAGUGGAGUUGAAACUAGUGAGGAGGUAGCUGCAGAUUUGGCGCCUGGUAGAGUGGAUGCUCCUGGUAUAAUCAAAAGUGAAGUUGAAACUAGUGAGGAGGUAGCUGCAGAUUUGGCGCCUGGUAGAGUGGAUGCUCCUGGUAUAAUCAAAAGUGAAGUUGAAACUAGUGAGGAGGUAGCUGCAGAUUUGGCGCCUGGUAGAGUGGAUGCUCCUGGUAUAAUCAAAAGUGGAGUUGAAACUAGUGAGGAGGUAGCUGCAGAUUUGGCGCCUGGUAGAGUGGAUGCUCCUGGUAUAAUCAAAAGUGGAGUUGAAACUAGUGAGGAGGUAGCUGCAGAUUUGGCGCCUGGUAGAGUGGAUGCUCCUGGUAUAAUCAAAAGUGGAGUUGAAACUAGUGAGGAGGUAGCUGCAGAUUUGGCGCCUGGUAGAGUGGAUGCUCCUGGUAUAAUCAAAACUCCUGGUAGCGAAGUUAUAGAUGCUCCUGGUAGCUGUGUGGAUGCUCGCUCCUGGUAUGAUAAAGACUGGUAGCUGUCUCUCAGAUGCUCCUGCUAGUAGUAUGGAUUGAUACUAUUUGCAAUAAGAACCACCGACACAUACAAGUGAUUGGUCUAAAACGUUUAACCAUUUAACGUUUAAACAUUGUUUAACCAUAACGUUUAUUGUUUAACGUUUAAACAAAUACGUUUUCCAACCUAAUAGGUAGCAUACUAAAAUGUUUAUUCCAAAAUAAAUGGCAAGGAUCAAUGAUAAAUAAUAGCAUAACAUAAAAUGAAAUGUUUAUUUUUUCAUUCAUGUUUCAAAAAGUUAGGUUUUGCUUUGAAUUUAUAGACCUAGGCUACA
Molecule: messenger RNA, 2010 nt
Organism: Nilaparvata lugens (brown planthopper)
Lineage: Eukaryota; Metazoa; Arthropoda; Insecta; Hemiptera; Delphacidae
Exons: 5
Coding region: 1-1698 (565 amino acids)
Source: RefSeq, a predicted model, not a curated record